Messenger RNA from Aspergillus nidulans FGSC A4, 1233 nucleotides. Its product is annotated as putative pectate lyase. NCBI's taxonomy places the organism in Eukaryota, Fungi, Ascomycota, Eurotiomycetes, Eurotiales, Aspergillaceae. The record is from RefSeq and is a predicted model, not a curated record. Bases 1 to 1233 code for a protein of 410 amino acids. The transcript has 4 exons.
AUGAUGGGGAAAUCGGUCUGGGUCUUUGCCGCUUUGUUUCCCGCAGUUCUUGCGGCGGACAUAUAUGUUUCACCUGAUGGCUCGGACGAUGCUGCCGGUACGAUCGAUGCACCGCUCCAGUCCAUCCAGCUAGCUGUCGACCAAGCUACUGCGGGAUCUACGAUUUACUUGCGCGGCGGAACAUACACCCCGACAAGUAAUAUCCAGAUCACCAAAAGCGGCACGGCCUCGGCACCAUACGUUCUCCGCGCGUAUGAAGGAGAGUCGGUAAUUAUCGACGGCGAAGAGCUACCAGGGACCCCCGCCGACCUAGAUGCGUCGCUCGACAAUGCGGAUCGAGGUAUCCUCCAUAUCCAGGAUGCAGAAUACUGGGAGUUCUACGACCUCGAACUGAUCAACGGACCGUAUGGUGUCUAUGCGCGCGAUGCGUCGAACAAUCACUACGAGCGCAUCACUACACGGAACAACUACGAAACAGGCUUCCAGCUUCAGGGCGAGUCGUCAAACAACGUCGUCCUGUAUCUCGACUCAUAUGGGAACCGUGACCCGCGAAAGAACGGCGAGAGCGCCGAUGGAUUCGCGUGCAAGGAGGGGUCAGGCGAGGGCAACAUCCUCCGCGGUGCACGGCUGUGGAAUAACGUCGACGAUGGAUUGGACCUUUGGUAUGCCGUAAACCCAGUCCAUCCCCGUAUCUCCGCUAACACAAGCAGGGAAUUCAAAUCUGCCGUGACGAUUGAAGACACAAUCGCGUGGGGUAACGGCUUUAACCGAUGGGACUUCACCCCGUUCGAAGGCGACGGCAACGGCUUCAAACUUGGCGGCGGCGACGAUACCGAUAUCGGCCCAGCCGACCACAUUAUCACCAACUGCAUCGCCUUCUCUAACGCAAAGGACGGGUUCACCGAUAACUCGCAGCCAGGAAACUUCGUCCUCACAAGAAACACAGCAUGGGAUAAUACGGCAGUAGGCUUUAAAUUCGGUACGGCCGUCGCGACUCUGACAGGGAAUAUUGCGGCGUCAAAUGGGGAGGCUCCCACCUCAUUGAGCGAUGAGCAGAUCUCGGAUGGGAACUCGUGGGAUGGGGAUGAGGAUUGGGAUGAUGGGAGUUUUGUGAGUGUUGAUGUGUCUCUGGUGCAAGGAGAGCGUAACGCAGAUGGCACGAUCGAGCCGAGUGGAUUUUUGUUGCCGGCUGAUGGGGAGGAGAUUGGCGCGACAACGGAUUGGAGUGCUUAG